Messenger RNA from Agrilus planipennis (emerald ash borer), 7363 nucleotides. RefSeq names its product MDS1 and EVI1 complex locus protein-like. Gene Ontology annotation, molecular function: RNA polymerase II cis-regulatory region sequence-specific DNA binding; DNA-binding transcription activator activity, RNA polymerase II-specific. The transcript is spliced from 2 exons. Lineage: Eukaryota; Metazoa; Arthropoda; Insecta; Coleoptera; Buprestidae. The record is from RefSeq and is a predicted model, not a curated record. Bases 1236 to 2669 code for a protein of 477 amino acids. Gene Ontology annotation, cellular component: nucleus. Gene Ontology annotation, biological process: regulation of transcription by RNA polymerase II.
UGUACCGGUGGAACCGCAGCCGCCUAAGACGCAAACUGGAGCAUUCGCUAUUUACCGCUGGCGAUAGCAGCAGCCUGGUCCAGUGCUUCCUCGGACGUUGCCGGGAUCGCACGUGCCCUCUGCCCACUUGAAUCAACCACGCACGUGCUCCUUUAAACCGCGAACUUUUCAACACGGCCAGUUCGAUUCAGUGCAAUAUUUCUUAGUGACAAUCGAGAAAGUGCCAAACAGUGACUCCCGAAAGGACCCUAGAUUACAAAGGAUAAUCAAUUUCGUGAUAUUCACGAGAACGCGAACAAAGUGGAGUGACUGUGCAACACCCUGGAGCAUUUAACGAAAAGCUUCAGUCAGACACAAUUAGCACAAUAUUCCCAUUUAGAAUAAUUGUUAUACAUUUAGAGAGCGCCCGUCAUCCAUUUGGAUGUGGUACAUGUCGACGAAGGUACUUGAAUGUGAUAAACAGUGGGAAGGGCUUUUGAAGACGAGAAGGUUUCUCGCCUGCACUCUCAUCGAAGUCUCCUUUUCGCGUACAUACGUUUCGUCAUCUGGUAAUAAAGCUCAAAAAUAAGAAAGGUACGAAACGCGUCGCAUAUACGAAAGUAAAAGGCAAUAAAAAAACAACAACAACAACAGCAACAGGUUCAUGUUUUGUGAAACAUCUCAGCGGGAAAUUAACAAAAUGCGGCCAACAAUUAGUAUGGUAACCCAGUCCUCCUUCGGCAGAGGCAUCGACAAACAAGUGGAACGGGUGUUGACGAAAAGGCUCUAGGAAGUGUGCUCACUCGUGCAUACUGCAAAAAAAAGCGCUGAGCAUCGCGGAGCCCGCAGGUGUUCUUGUGCUGGAUUUAGAAGGCGUGGUGGUCAAUUCAUCCAAUCGUGACCCCAGAUGCAUACGGACUCUUUAUCUAACUGUAAUUGGAAUUCCUUGAGAUUUGCAGAAGUUACUAUUCCAUAUUUUGUAGGCAUUGUUUACUUUGUCCUGUCUCCAAUACGUUCCGAUGCAACUGUUUAAAGCCAGAACGAUUCUCUAGUGAUUGCUUUUGUGUAGACGAUCAAGUUCCAUUUCAGUGUAUGACUUUUACAAAGAAAUAAACUCUUCAAACACUUUUGUAAGUGAACUAUAACAAUUACUCUGAACUUCUGUGAUAAUUGGGAAUCACCUGUAAAGUGUUACUAGUUAGGUGGACUAAAAUCCGAAGGAAGAUCGAUAACGAAAGGUCUUUUCCACUAUCUGAAUGAGCGUUGUGGAUUCUGCCCUCCCGUGGCUCCGGUACUUCCCCGCACCACCCUGCACGAUGCGCGAAAAAGACUCCUCUCCUCGCAAGAUGUUGGUGGCGACAAGUGGUCAUAGUUCUCCAAAACAAGCUGCCGUCUAUCCUCUUUCGAUUCGGGUACCACCUGGAGAUGACAUGCCAUUCGAUCUGUCCCGAAAUACCAGAUCUCCAGGUCCACACAUGUCUCCAGCAGGUAGGCCUCCUCCUGGGCCACAAGAGGGCGACGAUCAACCUCUUGAUCUCAGGGUAGAACAUAAAAAAUUAUCGCUCAUGAUCAUGAGAAGACAUGUCGAAGACGAAAACAGAAAUCUUAUAUCUCCGUCUGCUAGUGUAGGAAGUGAUAAAGAAGAUGGCACGGGAGAUCGAACAAGCCCUUCUAGCAGUCAGAGUAACAGCAUAAGCAACGAAAAUAAAAACUCCCACGCGGUUAAACCGUUUAACCCUCAGAUACCUGGCUAUCCGGUUUUAUUCCCUCCUCAACCUAUUCAUCCUAUGAUGUUGGCCAUGUAUGAGGCUCAACGUAGAGACAAAGUUCAUAACCUGCCAUUACAGUAUCCGAAUUCUCCUCCAGGAUAUCCUCAGAGGUAUCCGUUUCUGAGUCCGUCCAUACUCAGUCCUCCGGUUAAUCAAGUUCCUUUCGAUAUGCUUAGAGCUCCUCCACAAGCGCCACCCAAAGCAUUUCCAGACACACCAGCCAAUAAAAUGAAAGACAGAUAUGCAUGCAAGUUUUGCGGGAAAGUUUUUCCCAGAUCUGCUAAUCUCACACGUCACCUGAGAACACACACGGGUGAACAACCGUAUAAGUGCAGAUACUGCGAGAGAUCGUUCAGUAUAUCUUCCAAUCUUCAAAGACACGUCAGAAACAUCCACAACAAAGAGAAACCGUUUAAAUGUCCACUCUGUGACCGUUGCUUUGGUCAACAGACUAAUUUGGACAGACACCUAAAGAAGCACGAAGCAGACGGUCCGACGAUUUUGGACGAAAGAAAUCUUCAACGAAGAAGUUUAACAAAUAGAAAUGUGGGUGAAGAUUCGUACUUCGAAGAGAUAAGGUCUUUCAUGGGUAAGGUUACUGACGGAAGAAUAUUACCUCAAUUGCAAGGGUCGAGAUCUUUAGCCAACUUUCCUAUUCCUAUACCGCAGAAAAUUUACGAAAUGUCAAAACUUCAACUGCCUUCCGUUGACCAAACGCAGAAUUCAACGUCUCCUGUCGAAGGAAAAUCUUAUGGUUCAGACAAAGACAACCUAUCCUCACGAUCUUCAACAACAUCCGAAACCUCGAUAUCACCUAAAGAUGAAGAAAUGAGUGAAAAUAACAAUCACCAAAAGAAACAGUCACGGCAAGGUGAUUCCGAUGAGAUAUCUUCAAAAUGUAACGACGUUAAUAAUACCUGAUUUUCAUCAAACAAACAGCAACCUAUUUUCCAAAAAAAUGAUAAUGUGAUAAAAACAUUAUACUUCAAACACGACACACAGGAAGCAUUUACACAUCUGGUAAGGUACGUACUUGUAAGUUAAAAUUAUUGUACUAUCGCGAAUUGCUGUAAUGGCUAGGAAACUUUUGCAAAAGUCCGGAAAAUGCGAGAAAGGCAGCACGAGAUGUCUCAAACAGACAUGUGGCGGUCGUUCAGUUUUAGUACAAAAACAAUUCUUGUUAGUAUUAUUUUAUUACUUUUUGGAAUGAAAACGAGGAAAUGCGUCAGUUUGAUAAAUGUCGUGUUAACUUUCUCUGUAUAAGAAGCGUAAGUUUUGUAUAAUUGGAACUCGUAAAAGUAAUUUGUAUUCGAAUGCAAAUGCAACUUCUUUAACUGUCAACGAAGCAAAGUGCCACAGUUGUUUAUCGUCAUGCUCAACUUUUUGCCAAUUCGAGCACCUACUUUCACUGAUGGGAGCUAAGAAAAUAAUAGCUAUCGUUCUGAUCAGUUUUUUGCUAACAAGUGAACCUUUUUAACUCAAAAACACCGUAAGCAUCGUUUUUAAAAUGUUACCAGUGAGGAAGGUCUAUUCACUUUCAUUCCCUUUUUGCAACGAUACCAUAAAUUAAUUUGCAAUUCCUAACCAAUGUAUCCAAUACUCAUUAGAAAAGGAAGAGAUUUAAUGAAGCUGACACUUCAAACAUAGACAGGCGGGUUAAUGUGACAAGUACCUAGUAGUGUAAACUGGUAUUUAACGAACGUUAUAGACAGUGCAGAGGUAGGUAUAUGAUCGGAACCUUGUGCUCCAUAUUGCAUAACGAUGUACAUAGCAAUAUGAAUAAAAAGCUAAGGAAUCUGAAACCACCCAGCUAUGCAUUUUUUCGUAUAUCGGCUUAGAUUACCAAUGUUUCUUGAGCAGCGGAACACGUGCAGAAUUACAAUCACCACUACCUUCAUCCUUUUAGAUGUCCUUGCCAAGAUUAUGUUCUUAAUAUAAAUUUUCUGUGUCACACGCUGAUCUAAAUUUUAUUUUGUAUAUGCACUCAUUUUUCAUACAUUAUUUAAAUCACCAACAACAACGUAUCAACAGCCUACAGUUCACCGACUACAAACACUUACAUUCAUUUAUCUUUUCACAACUUGCUGUCAUUAUUGGCAUGAUAAGACACUAACAUUUCUCAAAUCAUACCAGCGCAUUAUUAACUACUUAUUACACGUGUAAGAAUUGUCAGCAAAGGUUUAAUGAUGGAUUUCUUCACUGCUGCACUGCUUCCUUCUUGAUGUACGAUAACCCUACUUUUUUCUUUUUUAACCUCAAUUUCUGUAGUUUCUUAAAUUUAUAUUCCUGUUAUUGUUACGAGUAAACCCCUGUGUUUUGGCCAUUUUGUAAAAAAGUCUGGUAGUAUCAACUUCAACUUUCUGUUGGAUGUGACGAAAUGUUCUUGUUUUAAUGGGUUUACUGUUACGGCUUUAAAGAUCAUUCGAUUGUUUAAGUUAUACUUGAAAAAGUAAAUCUUUACACAAUGGCGUAACCUGUUAUAAACACCCACAGCAUCAUUAGGUACUUGAACUGCAUUAGAUGCAUGCAAGUACGAGAAAAACAUACGUUCUCAGAUCAAGUAGGUGCCUCCACCCAGCAAAUCUCUUGUAAUGUGUACGUCCAUUUUUUAUGUUUAUGUCUCUUUUUCACUUGACUAGCACCCAAAAAUUUCACAAGGGACUUCGCCUACGCGUAACUAUUGCAGCGAAGUGCUCUUUCAGUUAGUAAAGUGGAACCAACUUUCCAAAAUUACACAAUGAAUUAAUCAGAUCAAGUUCUCACAGAAGGAAGUAAUUUUGAUCCCAAAUCAACACAAAAGUGCAUAGGGAUUUUAGUGUUUUCGUUUGUUAGGUUCUGCAGAACAACAAAUAAAAAUGAUCGCCACAUCGUAGAUUUUGUGAUAGAUUCCAGAAAAAGUGUUAAACAACAGAAAUGACGUGUGAACUCCAAUGGUGAUAACCAUAAUAACAAAAGUCCGUACAAAUCUUACAGCUAGACCGUUAAUUCUGUUGGGUUCUGUAAAACGAUGUUAGAACAACAGUGGCCGCAUCAUAGAUCCCUGUGAUACGCCCCAGUUUAGUUGUUAUGUUCUAUAAAAGUCGAAAACCUUUCGAUUUCUCGCGUUCUUGGAAACGGAUCGUUAAUUCUAAGCCCGAGUCUCUUUAUAUUCCGUAAAGGUGGUAAUAUACAAACACCCACGAGGCAGGAUCAUCUGCUUAUGGAAGCGGAGCAGCAGAUUUGCAACAGCGAUCGCAGGAAAGCGCCAGGCCACGAGAGAGCAUGCAUAGAGCGCAGUUAUCCGUGGUAUUUGCAUAGUAAGGAGGGUGUGUCCCAGCUGUUGGUUGUAUUGUAGUUGCAAAGAGGUGCUGUCGACGCCGUCGCCACUUGCCUUCGUUUUCGUUAUAAAUUGACGAUAUAAGUACAAAGCUUAACUUAACCUAUCGGCUAUCACAACACAUAAAUGGCAUAAUGCGAUGCAUAGAAACCUGUCUUGCAGUUUCAGUAUCUUUUGUAUCAUGCUUUUUCGAUUGUAAUUUGUAAAAAAUUUUGUUAUUUCUGGCAUCAAGAAAAAUGUUGAAAUCUCUUUUUAAUAGUUCGUUGUCGUAAAGAUUUAUGGAUACAGUGUAAUAAUUAUCGCGAUAAAUAUUUUAAAUUUUUACAGAAUUAUUAACACAUUGUCAAACUUUAAUUGUUCAUUAGUAUAUUGUUUAUGCUUUCGUCUAUUUCUUUUAAAAUUAUUCUACAAUAUAACGACUUCUAAAACUAGGCCUUAGUGAGUCUCGGAUUCUGCCAUAACUAGGUAUCAUACACGUAAUGAUACCGCUGGAUUCAAUAAAUAAUUUAAGCAGAACUCAUUCAUUUUAUUUUCGUAAAUUCUACCAACUACGUACAUAGAUAUUUAUGUAUACGUUUCCUUUAAUCUAACGCCUGUUUAACGACAGGAUUUUAAAAUGACUGUUGAUGGACAUGGGUACUUUCAUGCGUUAUCCGCAGCGUUACAGUUACUCGCCUUUGGCAAGUAAUAAUUUUUCCGUUUUCGCAGUUUCCGAAACAAAUUACAAAUGUUAACUUAAUCUAGAUCUUUAUUGGCAACAUAACAUAGAGGUGUAUGGAGAAUCAAACGAGAGAGUAGGUACCUAUAUACCAUAUAUACAGUUAUCGUUCAGUACAUUUAUCUAUUUUAAUUCCCGUCUGUUACUAACAUUAUGGGCGUAUAUUUUCAACCGUUAUAUAAAGCGGUCUUUUUGAUGUCGUUUGCGGCACUGACCUUACGCGAAUCUUUGAGUAAACGUGGUAGAUACAGCAUCGAGAAUCAAGCAAGCGAGAAAGAAAGAAUGAAAUAAAGAACGAAUAAAAAAAAAAAGAAAACGAGUUGAGUGCUUGCGGGCCAAGGCAGAGCCCCGAGGUUACGUAAUUGAUUUGUCGAGUGGCUUCGUGCAUGUGGCACUGCUUCUCGAAUUAUAAAUGGCCUGAACUGGUUAAAAUUAACACCUUUAUUCAGAGGACGAAAUCGAUAUCGACCAUUAAUCACAGCCUGCUUGGACUGCAACAAGCAGCCUCCUCGUGAAUCUCGUUGCCCUGAUGAAUUAUUAAUACGUCACGAUUAUUCUCUUUUCAAUUGCCUUAAUCUUAUCAGACGCUCCGUGUAAGGAGCACUUGCCUUUGUGACAAGCUACUAUUAAAAUGUUUCCUUGACUUGGCAUUUGCAUUUAUUAGGACCUUGCGAUUUCUGCAGAAAAUGUAGCGAUUCUAAAGAAAAACGGAACUUCAAAUGCCCUAAGAAGCAUCGUCAGGUAAAAAUGCAAAGGGUCCUCUCCAGAAACCAAAAAGAGACAAUACUGAAUACUGAUAAAACACAAUUUUAUAAGACCAAUCGGCAAAAUAUGUAAACUGAUAAAUAAAAGUAUCAUUAUUUUAUUCAACCAGAAAUAUAUAAAUUCUAAAACUUUGCAGAUACUAUUCUAUUACUUUAAGCUACUUCAAUCACACUAUUUUACUAAACUCUAGUAAUAAUAACCUCGAUAAUCCGAACCCCCGCUAAUCGGAACGCCUCUAUAAUUCGAAGGACAUCUCCGUCCUGGUCACCCGGUCUUUAAGACGCUAUCACCCAGUGAUUAAAUAAAUUCGCAGUACUGUGGUAUUCAUUUUAGGUGCUACACGUCGAUUUUUUGUUCGUCGCGUGAAAACGAAGAUGUAUUGGAAGAAUCCAAACCGCAACAAAUAUUCCACAUACUUCAGUUGUGUCUGCAUUAAUUCAUUGCUUGGAAUAGGCUAGUGAAGUGCCUAUAUAUUUAAUUCCAGGAAAACUGCUAUUGCGUAAAUUGAGGGUCACUUAAUGAUACUUGCCCAAAUUCCAUACUAAAUUUUUUUAAAAAAAGUGUAAUAAUAGAUACGUGAGCACCUAAAAUACUUAAUAAUUUAGAUUAUUUUGUACCUUCGAUUACAAAAAUCUUUGUUUCUUUUCAAAAAAAUCUUUUCAAAAUAUCUAGAUACUGAAAUCCGAACGCUCCACAGAUCCGAACACAGUAUAAAUUUCGGUUGUUCGGAUUAUUGAGGUCCUACUGUGUUCUAUUUACUACAUAUCCAUCAAGGAUUCUCGAAUUAUCCUUAUUUGAAAAUCAAUAAAUAUGAAA